Racocetra fulgida is the source of this 176-nucleotide messenger RNA. NCBI's taxonomy places the organism in Eukaryota, Fungi, Glomeromycota, Glomeromycetes, Diversisporales, Gigasporaceae. The record is from the annotation of a GenBank genome assembly.
AUGAAUAACCUAUAUAUAAUAAAGAUAAUAACAGAUUUAGAAAACCUAGACCAGAAGGAUAAAUACCAAGAAGAGAUUUGCAAAAGAACCUGCGAACUUAAAUUACUUGAAAAACUCUAUAAGAAAUUUGAAAAUAAAGAAAUUUAUAAUCUAGAACAGGACUCAGAAUAUGAACA